GCUUUAAUUGAACCACACCCAUUGUGGUGCACGUGUAUGUGCAAUACUUCAUGUUUAUGUUCUGUGAUCUUUGUAUGCUUCGCUGCUUACACAAAGAUUUGCGUACUAUUUUAUUCGAGAGAGACAGAUGUCGAACCUCAUGUCCUCCCCCUUUUUCAUCCGUCGAUCUCGAUUCGGAAGAUUCAAUUCAUAAUCCUAAACCUUCACAACGAAUCUUCUCGAAUUCAAGAAUCGGAGCGUCUCUCGAAUCACUUCACUGGUAAAUCUUAACUCAUAAAGGCUUUCAAUUUCAAGAUUUUCGUGUUCUUGUAUUACCCAUAUCGGGAAACCACCAUAUGCGACGUGAAAGGCUGAAACUGAAACAACUGAUUUCUUGAAUUGAAGCGGUUUUCCGGCGAACCCACCAUGGAUAAAGAACCACUUCUUCCGACGAACACGUCAACGCCGAAAACGCCAACCCUUCUUUGCGCUCUCCCUGAAGAUAACGAAAUCUCAAUCCCUUUAUCUUUAACUCCUUCGGAACUCAAGGAUAUACUCAUCUUCGGUUCCCCAAAAGAACCAUCUUCCACCAUUGUUGACGCCUUAGUUUCGACCUUGAACAACCCUCCCCAGAGAUCGUUUUCUUCCGAUUUCACUUCAAUUUCCGAUCAACAACCAAUUUCGACACCCCAAUCAUGGUUAAUCGAUCCCAAUUACUCAUUCGGGAAAACCAAUCUCCACCGCUCAAAAACCGCCCCCGCCAUGGCUGCCAUCAACGACCUCGAACCCCCAUCAGAAUCCAAACCUCCACAAUCGUCUUCAUCAUCCAUCGUUCGUCAAGCAGUUCUACUCCUAAUCCUCUACUUAUCCCUCGGCGUAAUCAUCUACUGGUACAACAGAGACCAUUUCGUCGCUUCAGAAACCCAUGUCGUCGUCGACGCUCUUUACUUCUGCAUAGUUACAAUGUGCACAAUAGGAUACGGCGACAUAACUCCAAACAACCUCGUCACUAAACUCUUCUCAAUCCUGUUUGUGUUAAUCGGAUUCGGGUUCAUCGAUAUUUUACUUAGCGGAAUGGUAAGCUACGUUCUUGAUUUACAAGAGAAUCAUCUACUCCAAUCUUUAAAAAACGGAAACGAUCAAGAUCAUCAAUCUUAUAUAAUCGAUGUGAAAAAGGGUCGCAUGAGGAUUCGAAUGAAAGUAGGGUUAGCUUUAGGGGUUGUGAUUCUUUGUAUCGGUGUUGGUGUUGUUGUGUUGCAUUACGUGGAGCGAUUGGAUUGGCUGGAUUCGUUUUAUUUGUCAGUCAUGUCGGUUACUACAGUUGGGUAUGGUGAUAGAGCAUUUAGAACAAUGGCGGGAAGGAUUUUUGCAUCGAUUUGGUUGCUUGUGUCAACUCUUGCAGUAGCUAGGGCUUUUCUUUAUUUGGCUGAAGCUAGGGUUGAUAAGAGGCAUAGGAAAAUGGCGAAAUGGGUUCUUGAUCAAGGUUUGACUGUUUCUCAGUUUCUUGCAGCUGAUAUUGACAAUAAUGGAUAUGUGAGCAAGUCGGAGUUUGUGAUAUACAAGCUAAAAGAAAUGGGAAAAGUCUCGGAGAAAGACAUAUUACAAAUAUGCAAAAUAUUUGAUCGACUCGAUGCUGGAAAUUGUGGGAAGAUUAUGCUAGCUGACCUUUUGUACACUCACCAUAAUUGAAAAGGUUGAAAAUUGGAACAAGAUUCCAAUGAGUGGAGGCAUGUAAAAAAGAAAAAGGUGGCCCUACUCGAUGGAUGCAAGAUAAGACUUGUUUAUUAUAGCAUCCUACUUUCAUUUAUUUGUUUUAUGUUGUUUCGUUUGUAGAUUUUGUAGUGUAUCUAGACAUUAAAAGACAUUAAGAUAAGAAUAGGGCUAAAUGGCAAGAAAUAGCAAUGUUCUUUCA
This is a messenger RNA of Lactuca sativa (garden lettuce), 1891 nucleotides long. Its product is annotated as two-pore potassium channel 3. Gene Ontology annotation, molecular function: potassium ion leak channel activity; outward rectifier potassium channel activity. Gene Ontology annotation, cellular component: plant-type vacuole membrane; plasma membrane. The record is from RefSeq and is a predicted model, not a curated record. Gene Ontology annotation, biological process: potassium ion transmembrane transport; stabilization of membrane potential. NCBI's taxonomy places the organism in Eukaryota, Viridiplantae, Streptophyta, Magnoliopsida, Asterales, Asteraceae.